AUGAUCCACUCCCUCUACAUCAUCAACAAAGCAGGCGGUCUCAUCUUCCAAGCAGACUACGCAGCAGGCCUCACGAAGCUCUCUGCAAAUGACUACCUCAUCCUAGCGGGUACAUUCCAUGGCGUUCAUGCCAUUUCUAGCCAAAUCAGCCCGGUUGCUGGUAGUUCUGGUAUUGAAGUCUUGGAGACGGAGACCUUUCGCUUGCAGUGCUUUCAAACGCUGACGGGCAUCAAGUUUCUGCUUUUUACUGAACCAAGACAGACACAUCCAGACCAGCUGCUGCACAGGAUAUAUGAGUUGUAUGCGGAUUAUGUCAUGAAGAAUCCAUUUUAUCAGCUGGAGAUGCCAAUACGGUGUCACUUGUUUGACAAGACCAUCACGUCGUUUUGCACGGGCACAGCAUAG
Molecule: messenger RNA, 405 nt
Organism: Protomyces lactucae-debilis
Lineage: Eukaryota; Fungi; Ascomycota; Taphrinomycetes; Taphrinales; Protomycetaceae
Product: Sybindin-like protein
Exons: 3
Coding region: 1-405 (134 amino acids)
Biological process (GO): endoplasmic reticulum to Golgi vesicle-mediated transport
Cellular component (GO): TRAPP complex
Source: RefSeq, a predicted model, not a curated record